Ornithorhynchus anatinus (platypus) is the source of this 1999-nucleotide messenger RNA. RefSeq names its product family with sequence similarity 234 member A (gene FAM234A). The record is from RefSeq and is a predicted model, not a curated record. Lineage: Eukaryota; Metazoa; Chordata; Mammalia; Monotremata; Ornithorhynchidae. The coding region runs from base 257 to 1912 and encodes 551 amino acids. Gene Ontology annotation, molecular function: protein binding. The transcript has 13 exons.
UUCUUGUGGGAGGAGAUGCCAAGGGAGAGGAAGACCCUAGGAUUCAAACUCCAGACAAUCCGCAAGAAAACCUCAUUCCCAGGAAGUGGUCAGCUUAAGGAACUUCGUCCCACAAGAUCUGGCAAAGUAUCGCAGGGCCGAGGAUCUCCACAGCGCAAGGGCCACCGCUCGAUGGGAUUGAUGUAAGGAGACGUCCUGCGGUCAGUCUGGGCCUGGCUGGAAACACGCAGACCUCGGUGCGAGCGAUGUGCAGAGGAUGAUGGAAAACAAGGACCUGGAGGCCGAGAUCCACCCGCUGAAGAGCGAGGAGGGGAAAGCCCAGCCGAGCCAGGAGGCUGGCGUGGAGAAGAAACAGGCCUCCGGAAAGGUGGUCACCUACACCCGGGUCUCCCCGUGGCGCACCGCCGCCUUCUUCCUCUCGCUCUUCUCCUGCCUGUUCACCGUGCUGCUCCUCUCCUUCAUCCUCCCCUGCCCGAUACGGCAGCGCUCCGAGAAAACGUGGCGGCGAGACUACAAUGUGGCCGUCACCUAUGACUUCCUGGCGCUGGAGGAUGUGAACAUGGACAAGGUCCAAGACGUCCUGUUUCUUUACAAAGGCGCCCACAGCGACGGGGAAGCUUCCAACCAUUCUUGUGGAGACGUCGGUCUGGACACCCCAUGUGCCUUCGCCGUGGCAGCAUCAGGGACCAACGGUGCCUUGCUCUGGCAGAGGCCCAUUGCCCAGGAUGUCACCCUCACCCAGUGUGCCAUCCCCCAGCUGGGGGCCACGGCCUCGCCCGGCUGCCUCGUGGCGGGGGAACCCCGGACCCUCACCGCCUUUGACCCUCAGACAGGGGAGACACGGUGGACGGGGCCCAUAAGCUUCGGCGCUAACGCUUCCAUGCUGCGCCCCUUCCUCGAGACGCCAGAUGCCGACGGAGACGGGGCCCGGGACCUGCUGUUCUUCGCCAGGGAGGAUGACGAGAUUAAAAGUUCCAUCCACUCUGGCAAAACGGGGCAGCAGAUUGGCUCCAAAGGCAGCCUCGGCCUCAGAGGAGACGUCGGUUACGUGCUGCACGUCACCAAGUCGGGCGCCUACUAUGUUGUCUUUCACUCUGCGAGCUUCCUCUAUGGCUACUCCCUGAAGGAUCUCUAUGACUCGAUGACUGGGACCAUUAGCGAACUGAAGAAAGAUCCCAGCUGGGAGAAGAUGAUUCAUAACGUCACCCACCGCCUGCCCGUGCUCAGCUCCAGAGUCAUUCAGUUCCUGGUGAAGUUGCCUGUCGAGGGAGGCGAGAACCUGCUAGUGGUCAAGUCAGACGGCUGCGACCUGCUCGAUGGAGAGAAGCUUGUGCCCCUGUGGACCCUGAACGCCACCGGAAUCAUGCGAGAGCCCAUCCUCGGCUACUACAAACCAGACAUGCCUGCAAUCGCACUGGAAGACGGAGCCGGCAACCGCAGGAAGAUCCUGAUCGUGGACAGCAGCUCGGGCUCCCUGCUGUGGAGCUGCCCCCUGAAGUCAGAUCCAAGGACUCCCAGGUCGGCCACCUUGCAGACCGCAGACCACCGUUCAGCCUUCUUCUUCUGGGGCAGCGAGCAGCUGGCCAGCGCCAAUGGGACGGAACCCAGUGACCUUCAGAGCCUUUAUAUGUUUCACCCAACCUUCCCCACCACACUUUUGGAGCUGGCUAAUGUGACUGACAACAUCGUGGCCUUUGAAGCGGUGCUGUUCGAGCGGAGCCGCCACGCCUGUUACGUCCUGCUGACCGGACCCCCCGCCGGGGCGGGGCCGGGCCCGGUGACCCUCCUGAAGCGGAAGGUGAAGGAGGACAUCCUGACUAGUAGAGUGGUGCAGCUGGGUCAAGAGGAGCCCGAAGGGGACAAGGCCAUCAGAGACCGCUUUUACCGGAUGCGCUACAGGAGCCCAGCCUGAGCCGGGCUUGGGGCGCGCUGGGGGUCCUGUCCGGGGCAUGUCCCCCAAAGCCUCCGACGCUGAAAUUAAAAGCCUCCAAGAGACCCA